AUGGGCUCCUCCUCCCUCCUCCUCUUCCCCUCGUCCUCCUCCUCCGCCCCCCGCUCCUCUUAUUCCCAUGCCACCGCCUCCUCCCACUGCCACCUGCUCCCCUGCCCUCCCGACUUCCUCCUCCACCUCCACCUCCUAGACCACCGAGAGCAAGAACCCGCCGCCGCCGCCAUGGUCCGCAAGCGCCCGGCGACCGACAUGGACCUGCCCCCGCCGCGGCGCCACGUCACGGGGGACCUCUCGGACAUGACCGCCGGACCGCCCGUGCUGUCGUCGGCCACCGCGCAGCUGCCCGCGCUGCCCUCCCAGCUGCUUCCGCCCUUCCAGCUCCAGCAGCAGCAGCAGCAGCAGCCCGUGGAUCAUAUGGACGUCGCCGCCGCGCCGGCGCAGGCGGGCGAGGCGGCCAACACCACGGCGUUCGUGGACGGCAUCAUCCGGGACAUCAUCGGGAGCAGCGGCGCCGGGGUGUCCGUCGCGCAGCUCAUCCACAACGUCCGCGAGAUCAUCCACCCCUGCAACCCCGGUCUGGCCUCGCUCCUCGAGCUCCGCCUCCGGUCCCUCCUCGCAUCCGACCCCGCCCCGCCGCAGCAGCAUCAGCAUCAGCCCGCUCUCCUCCCUAACGCCCCAAUGCCCAUGGUGGCGCUCCCUCCCCCGCCUCCGGACAAGCGGCGCCGCGAGGAGGAGCGGGAGCCCAACAACCCGCCGCAGUCGCCCAAGCCUCCGUCCGCAGAGGAAGCCGCCGCGGCCGCAGCGGCGGCGGCGGCUGCCGCCUCCGCGGCGGUGAAGGAGCGGAAGGAGGGGCAGCGGCGGAAGCAGCGCGACGAGGAGGGGCUCCACUUGCUGACGCUGCUCCUGCAGUGCGCGGAGUCGGUGAACGCCGACAACCUGGACGAGGCCCAGACGGCGCUGCUGGAGAUCGCGGAGCUGGCCACCCCCUUCGGCACCUCCACGCAGCGCGUGGCCGCCUACUUCGCGGAGGCCGUGUCGGCCCGCCUGGUCAGCUCCUGCCUGGGCCUCUACGCGCCGCUGCCCCACGCGUCCCCGGCGGCGUCCCGGCUGGUGAACGGCCGCGUGGCCGCGGCGUUCCAGGUGUUCAACGGCAUCAGCCCCCUGGUGAAGUUCUCCCACUUCACGGCGAACCAGGCGAUCCAGGAGGCGUUCGAGCGGGAGGAGCGCGUGCACAUCAUCGACCUGGACAUCAUGCAGGGGCUCCAGUGGCCGGGGCUGUUCCACAUCCUGGCGUCCCGGCCCGGCGGCCCGCCGAGGGUGAGGCUGACCGGGCUGGGCGCCUCCAUGGACGCCCUGGAGGCCACCGGGAAGCGGCUGUCGGAUUUCGCCGACACGCUGGGCCUGCCCUUCGAGUUCUGCCCCGUGGCGGACAAGGCCGGGAAUCUUGACCCGGAGAAGCUGGGCGUCACGCGGCGCGAGGCCGUCGCCGUCCACUGGCUGCACCAUUCCCUCUACGACGUCACCGGCUCCGACUCCAACACGCUGUGUCUCAUCAAGAGGUUGGCGCCCAAGGUGGUGACGAUGGUGGAGCAGGACCUGCGGCACACGGGGUCGUUCCUGGCGCGGUUCGUGGAGGCGAUCCACUACUACUCGGCGCUGUUCGACUCGCUGGACGCCAGCUACGGCGAGGACAGCCCGGAGCGGCACGUCGUGGAGCAGCAGCUGCUGUCGCGGGAGAUCCGCAACGUGCUGGCCGUGGGCGGGCCGUCGCGCACCGGCGACGUCAAGUUCGGCUGCUGGCGCGACAGCCUCGCCCGCUCCGGCUUCGGCGCCGCCUCGCUCGCCGGCAGCGCCGCCGCGCAGGCCGCGCUGCUCCUCGGCAUGUUCCCCUCCGACGGCUACACGCUCGUCGAGGAGAACGGCGCCCUCAAGCUCGGCUGGAAGGACCUCACCCUGCUCACCGCCUCCGCAUGGCGCCCCAUGCACGCUAGAGCUUAA
Messenger RNA from Triticum turgidum subsp. durum (durum wheat), 1947 nucleotides. NCBI's taxonomy places the organism in Eukaryota, Viridiplantae, Streptophyta, Magnoliopsida, Poales, Poaceae. The record is from the annotation of a GenBank genome assembly.